This is a messenger RNA of Oryza brachyantha (malo sina), 2156 nucleotides long. RefSeq lists its product as uncharacterized. The record is from RefSeq and is a predicted model, not a curated record. Bases 132 to 1835 code for a protein of 567 amino acids. The transcript is spliced from 8 exons. NCBI's taxonomy places the organism in Eukaryota, Viridiplantae, Streptophyta, Magnoliopsida, Poales, Poaceae.
CUGGUCGCUCGCUAACCCGCAGGGGAAAGGACGCGAGGGGAGACGCGCACCGAAGCGAAGGAAUUCCAGGAGGGUGGGACCCACCGCCACCGCGGCCGCCGUCCUCCCCUCCGCCGCGCCGCUCCGGCGCCAUGCCGUUCCUCUCGACGCCGUCGUUCGACCUCUCCGCGGGCGCCGAGCCCACCCUCGGCCCGCGCACUCCUCGUCCUCCCCCUCCCCCUCCUCCCGACGCCGCGGGGCGCCCGCUGAGCCCGGCGGCGCGGCAGCAGACGGCGGCGUCCGAGGCGGCGGCGCGGAGGCUGCGGGAGGCGGAGGAGAGGCUGCGGGAGGCCAUCCAGGAGCUGCAGCGGCACCACCAGCGCGGGGAUGGGGACGGGAAGGGGGGCGACGAGGAGGGGGAGGAGGAGGGUGGUGGUGGUGGGUGCGGCUGCGGGCACGAGGGGGAGUCGUGCGCGGCGCACGCGGCGGGGAACAUGUGCCAGAGCUUCCUUCUUUCCUACGGCGUCCGGGUCGGCAUCGGCAUCCUCCUCCGCGCCUUCAAGCUCGCCCGCCGCAGAUCCUACUCCUCGCUCCUCGACCUCAAGCAACUGGUUUCGGAGAAAGAUCUAAUAGUGAGGGAGGAGGCUUGUCGGGUAGGAUUACUUUUUGGAGGAUUCACUGGAUCAUAUCAUGCACUUCGAUGUUUCCUUCGGAGGUUUCGGAAAAAGGAAACACCAUUUAAUGCAAUAUUAGCAGGUUCGGUGGCAGGCUUGGCGAUAGUAGCAUUAGAUGAUUCAAGUAGGAGGCGCACCCUUUCUCUAUAUCUUCUGGCAAGGCUUGCUCAGUGUGCAUAUAAUUCUGCAAAGUCUAAAAAUAGAUUUCACUUUUGGGGAAGCCAUUGGAGGCAUGGAGAUGCAUUACUUUUUGCACUUGCGUCUGCACAGGUUAUGUAUGCUUUUGUUAUGAGGCCUGAAAGCUUACCUAAAUCAUACCAAGACUUUAUCCAAAAGACAGGACCAGUUGCAGAACCUGUUUACAAAGCUGUAAGGGAUUCUUGCAGAGGUGUUCAUGUGGAUCUCAUUGGCCUGUCAGCCUAUUUAGCAAACAAGAAGAAUUCGAAUUUGAUAAAUUUAACGAAUAGUCCACCCAUAAUUCCAUGUUCUGUGAUACAUCCUGACAGAGCAUCAUGCUUGGCUCAUAAUGUCAGUGUCACUUCGUCAACGUUCAAGAAAACGUUCCCUCUCUAUUUCUCAUUGACAUUUGUUCCGUUUGUUGUUCUACGCCUUCAAAAGUUCUUAGAAGCACCAAUUGCAACUUGUUGGAGGGCACUUGUGGGUGCAGUUCGUUCUACAACCUUUUUGUCUGCUUUUGUUACACUCUUCCAGGCUGCCAUUUGUUUGCAUCGCAAAGUUGCAACCAAAGACCACAAACUUGUUUAUUGGUAUGCUGGUUUAAUGUCUGGUCUUUCUAUUCUUUUGGAAAAGAAAGCAAGAAGAGCUGAGCUAGCUCUCUAUGUACUACCCCGUGCUGGGGAUUCUCUAUGGUAUAUAUUAAUCAACCGCCAUCUGCUCCCAAAUAUUAAAAAUGCUGAGGUGGCUCUUUUCUGCAUGUGCAUGGGAGGAAUCAUGUACUUCCUGGAGUAUGAGCCAGAUACCAUGGCUCCAUUCCUCAGAGGACUCAUCAGACGCUUCCUGGCAAGCAAAAUAAGCAACCCGAGCCCACCGCCCAAUCCCAAUGCCUCCUACAAUUACCUUCAGAAGCUGAACGAGUUGGAACAAACAAGAAAAGAGACGGUCCCAGAGAAUGGCCUGACAUCAUCAGAGAAGUACAACCUUGAAUCAAUCCCUGGCCUUUAGAGAGUCUAACGGUCGCAGUCGUGGCAGCCUGAGCUUUCUUUGCUUGUACACUUGGAAAACCAACAAAAUCCUAACCGUAAAGCGUCUAAUGCGUCAGGAUGUGGCAUCCUUUUGCACGGCUGGUGUUGAUAUUGAGUAUAUAUAGUGUUCUAGUGUCCCUUGCAGAAGAGAGGUUUUAGUAGACAGCACCUAUUUGUUGGGUGCGGGGUGAUUUUAUUAGAUAAGUUCUUGAAUGGCUCUUAUUUAAGCGCCUCAUGCAUGUUGAAUGUAAGAUGCACAAUAAAGAAGCUAUCUUAAUAAGUCAUAACCAUUUGUUGGUUC